AGCCAAUCAGCGCCUUCCGCCGCAUGGAACGUUCACCCGGAACUGAAACAGCGUGCGCGCUAGUUUGCAAAAAGGAAAAGUCAGCUGGGCUGUUGCAGGUACUGUUUGCAGUUGCAAAGCGGGUUUGCUUUUUUCUCUUUUCUUGCAGGGGGUUGCUUUUUCGUUCCAUACUAUCAAGCAACAAAGCGAGAGAGUUUGUGGAACUGAGCUUUUUAAAGAAAUAUAUUCCUUUUCCGUUUUUUGGUCCGCCUCGGAAAGGAGGGAGGAGAUCUUGCAUAUGGAAGAAGAUGAGCACGAGCUGUAUGGCAUUGAAGAUGAAUUUGAGGAGCAGUUUGCGGACGAGCUGGAGGCGCUGGCUGAGCUGCAAGGUGGGGGCCGAUGGGCUUCUCUUGAUGGUCAGAGAAUUUUGGCUUGAGAAGGAGAGGCCGAAAUGGGAGGGGCGGGUUUGUCGCUUUUUUGCAGCAACAGCACCAAGACCUCCUGUUGCAUUUACUGAACAUAAGUAUAGCCAAGAGUAAAAACAAUCCAAAAUACUCACCAGUAGUAUGUAUUAAAGAACUCCACCAGUAUACUUGGGGGACAGGUCCUGGCCCUGAGGAGGCUCCAUUCUAAAAUUCAGCAGAGGGGGGAAAGCAGACCUGUCCCCAGUGACCAAUUCUAUACUGUACAUGUCCACUUAGAAGUAAAUCACAUUUGGUUCAGUGGGGCUUGCUUCCAGGUAAAUAUAUUUAGGAUUUUAUCCUCAUUACAUCAGCUCUGUUCAUGAACCCCAUCAUUACAUCAGUGAAAUGGUUUAUAGAGCUGCAUAAAUCAAUAAACAGCAAAGCUCCAAGCACUGUUCAUAAUAAAAUUGUGGCUAAAACGCAACUAAAAUCCAGGAAACUUUUUUUAAAAAAACCCAUAAAAUCAGUGAAAACUUAUUUAAACAGAUAUAUAAAACAGUGUGCAGAUGCAGCCCUACUAAAAGGCAGACUUCUUGUAAAAUUGGAACAGAUGUUUUCUGACAUUUCUAAAAAUGCAAGUUCUGCAGAUCAAAGCAGUCAAAGUGGUGCAGUCAAUCUCAAGUAUGGGCAACUCAACCCAUAAGGGACUUUAUAUGCAAAUAGUAAAAUCUUGAACUUGGCCCAGUAGCAAAUUGUCUGCCGGUGCAGAUCUUUGAGCACCAGUCUUCUUUGACGAUCACACGUAGCAGAGAAAGAUUGUCUUCCAUGAACAUAGUCUUAACGAGUCCGUAAGUGACAGUGGAGGCCAAUUCCUUCCGCAGUGGGGCAUAGGUUUCUGCACGGGAGUUGAUUACGGUGAGGAUUUGUCAAACAUGCCUUCCUCUCGGCACGUUUCUCCCUUUCGUCCUGAGUUUGAGUCUUCAAGGUCCAUGACACCUUUGGUAAAGGCCGUUCUCCAAUUGGAACACUUGUGGGCCAGUGUUUCCCUGUUGUUGGUGUUUGUACUGCAUUUUUUUGGAUUUGCCUUGAGAGAGUCUUUAAACUUCCGUUGUUGACCAGCAUUACGCUUUCCAUUUUUAAGUUCAGAGUAGAGUACAGUGGACCCUCCGGAUACGAACUUAAAUCAUUCCGGGGGUCCGUCUGCAACCUGAAAAGUCUGUAUCUGGAGGCGCCGCUUCUGCACACACGUGUGGUGCGAUAGAGCGCUUCUGUGCAAGCGCGUGAGGCAAAACCCAGAAGUAUACACUUCCAGGGUUGCUGCGUUCGCAACCCGAAGUUUAUGUAUCCGGAGGGAUACUUAAGUAGAGGUACGACUAGUUGCUUUGGAAGACAAUAAUCAUGCAUCCAAACAACAUGACCAGUCCAACGAAGUUGAUGUUGAAGAAUCAUUGCGUUACCAAUACUUGAACUGCUGUGGUCAAGCUAUAACGGUUACAGCUAUUGCUACCAGGUUUGGUACAGUUAAUAGCAAAUUUUAUAGCAGCCCUUUUUUAGCAGAGCUCAUCUCUGAAUUACCUCACAGAGCUGGUAUGGGACCCCACUGUAAGCCCUAAUGGAUCGUUAGAUAAUCUGACCUAUUUCUCUUUAUAAAGAAAAGUUCUGCAGCCCUACCAGGUAUGGCCAAAGUCAUGCUCUCUGUGGUUUUUAACUCCUUUCUUUCAGAAGAAGCACAUCCGGCACCCUCCCAUAAAGUGUCUGAGUUCCGAAGCAGAAAGCGUACUUUUGAAGAGGCCCUCGCUGCCGGGGAUUUGGUUAAGGGCUCCAGUCCUGUAGCUAGCCAGCCAUGCGUGGGAAAGGCUUCUCAAGGCCAGGUCCUCUCUGAGGAGCCCGUCAAGCAUCUUGGUCUGAAGUCUGGGAAGCGAGAAUGCCUUGCAGCGGAGCCAGAAAUCUCUCCAAGUCAGCUUCUCCAGGAGAAUUCUGCUACUCAUAGUAGGUUUUGCUGUGUGCUGUGAGUUUUUCAUACAAGUAGUGCUAAUUUGCUUAAUACCAGCUUGGCAGGAGAUCAUCUUAUUUAUAUCCUGCUUUUCUUCUGCAGGACUCAAAGCAGCAUAGUGUUUCGUUAGUCCUCCACUGUAUCCUCACAAGCCUGAGGCCAAGCUGAGGGACAAUUACUGGCCCAAGACCAUUCCAUGGAUGAGUGGAGGAUUUGAGCCUGUGUCUACCCAAUCCUAGUCCAACACUAACCACUAUACCCACUGUCCCUAUAAUGUGGGGGGGCGAUAGGGUCUUUCCUAGGGCCAUCUGUCAGGGACUCUUUAGCUGUGGUUCCUGCAUUGCAGUGGGUUGGAUUAGAUGGCCAUAGGGGUCGCUUCGUACUCUACAAUUCUAUGAGAUCUUCUGGCACGUCAGUUUUCUUCCGGCUGCGGCAUGCUAUCCCUCUGAAGACCAAUAGCCCACAUUGUUGUAAUAGCUCUUCGUCUCAUUUUGGGUCUGACAGCUCCAAAGCCAAAGCGCCAACGGAGAUUCGAAGUCGUGAAGAAGCUGGAUUUUGGGACAGAGGAAGAGCGAGCCAUCAAAGAGCCACUUCAGAAUGGAGCAUCUCUCCCUUGUCCUCCAGGUGCCAGUUCUGAACUGCAGGAUGAAAGGUGAGCAUUCUGGUGGGAAGGGGGAGAGCGUUGUUGACUCAGUAUGUUGCCCUCAUUGCACAGUUUUCAAAAUCUCAGUUAGCCCUGCUGAAGUAAUUGAGGAGCCUUCUCUGACCACCUGGUGCCCUCCAGAUAUUUUUGUCUAAAAUUCCCGCCAGCACAGCCAGUGGCCGGACAUUAUGGAAGUCGUAAUUUGACAAGUCUGGAGGGCACCAGGUUCUUGAUUAAAUAGUAGGGUGGUUUUUUUUGUUUAGCUUUUAUCAAGUGCCUAAAACUAGGCACUGUAUGAAAUAUGCAGCAUGACAUGGGGUUGGUGGCUUAGCUGGCUCCUUGGUGAUUUGCGGACUGUAACAUUGGUUCUUCCUAUGAUCAUGGUUACCAUCAGGUUAUGACAUAAGGAUCUCAGGAUGAUGUAACAACGAUACGAUACAAUACUCUUUAUUGUCAUUGUCCCAUACAGAACAAAGAAAUUGAAAAAAAUCUACAUCAGACAUUCAAAAACCAACAAGCCUGGUUAACCCCCUAAAAACUCUGAUACCCCAUAAUUAAAUACAAUAUACUCCCAUAGAGACUACCUUACACUGCAUUUAAAACCAAAAUCACAUUUGGAUAGAAGCUGUUUCUCAGGCAGCUAGUCCUAGUCUUUAUAACCCUGUACCUUCUUCCAGAAGGCAAAAGCUGAAAGAGAUCAUUUCCAGGGUGUGCACUAUUCUGCACUAUCUCUGCAGCUUUCUUAUAACAACAUUUGCCAAGCUGAUUUGGGUAGUCCCAGCAACGUAUAGGCUCCCCAGCUUGUUGUCCUCCAGAUGGGGCCCUGAGGGGCGGGGGGUUAGGGUCUCAGUUCAAAGAGAAUAAAGCCUUUUACCAAAACACCUAAGAGAGCAGGGUUCAAGGUGCAUCAUAAUCUUAACAAGCCCAAUGUGUAAAGCACAGAGAAUCAGUCGAGGUCCUAAACAUUAUGCAGAAACGUAGUCAGGAAACAACCUAAGGUCAGUAUCACAGGGAGUUCAGCAAGGAGGAGAGACCAGUAUUGUUUCCAGCAACAGAAAGGUUAAAGAUGGAGGCCUUAUAUAUGCGGGCCUCCUAGACCACACCCUAACCUCAGCUUCCAGCAGUGAAGGAGUGUCAGGGAUUUUUUAUGCAUGAGUAGACCAACUCUGAAUCCAUAGACAUAUGCUAUAUUGUCACUGACCUGGACCCAAAGCUUUUGAAGCCAGCACUUCUUGAGAAAUGGGUUGCUGCUCCACCUUCUCCUCUGACAGUUUCAGGGGUCUUCACCCAGAGGGAUCUUCAGUGGGAUCCUCCACAUUGCAUUCAGAGGCACUGCCUGCUCCUCAAGGUCUUGUAGGACUUUGAGGUCCUCAACUCUGAGGACUUCAUGUCUGGUGUUAGGUCAGCAUUAGGCGUAACGCAACCCUGGAACACAGUAAAGUUUCAAACAAGUCUAGUGCUUGUGCUUGUUCCCCAAAAUCUGUUCCGACGUCAUUUUUUGAAGGAUGGUGUUGAGCCCUCUGAUGAUUCUUCUCCUUGUGUUUCCUGGACCUCAAAGGACUCAUCUCAAAGCACUUGGGAUCCCAGAUGGCACGGGGGUGAGCGACAUGUUCCCACUGCAUGUUACACCACCAGAAGAAAAAUACAGCAGGAAGGUCCUCAAGCGACCGCCCAUCCUGGGGGACUAUAUCAACGUGACCUCCACUGACGGCACCCGAGUCUUCAUGGUUGUGAAGGAUGAUGGGAUGGGAACGCAGGUACCAGCAGGACCAAGAAGCAGAGCUCUUCUACAGCUCGCUACAUCCACCCUCUUCCUUUCACUGCUGAAGCUCAGGGGGAGGUGGGCAGCCUUCUAUCCUCCUGACGAGACUGGCACUUAAUUUGCGUGAAAAUCUGUUCUUCUUUCUGCAGCUCUCCAGCUCGGUUGGGUGGAACAGAGAGAGGCCGCUUCAGCUAUUGGGCGUCCCAUUCUCCUAUGUAAAGGAACAAGUUACUGAAGAGGUAUUGUCCUUUUGUGGUUUCAGAUCCUUAGUUUGUUCUGAUCCUGAUAACUGUUGUUACCCAGUUCAGAUGCAACAAGAAACUAAGAUUAAUUAAACCUUCAGUCGUGGUGCAACAAAAAGGGGGAGGGAAGUGCACGAGGCCUGUGUGCAUGUGAGUUUAAUAUGCUGAGAUGUGUACCCAAACUGGGAGCUUUGACCUCUCCUGGUAGACGCAUGCAUCAGCCAAACCCCUUUUGAGCAAACCACAGUGGAGUGGAGCAUGAGACAACACUGUGCUCCUGAUAGCCCACUCAAAAUGGGAUGGAGAACAGCAGUGAAGAACCUGUGGCUUUCCCUAUGUCGUUGGUCUCCAGCUCCCAGGAUGGCCCAGGAUGAUGGGAAUUGUAGUCCCACUGCAUCCAGAGGGCCACAGGUUCCACAUUCCUGAAGUACAGAAUAGCUUCAUCCAGUUCAGAUUUUGCUUUUAAAUGAAGAUGCACCUUAAAAGUGAAGGAUGAAAUUCUUGUCAUGCAACACAAGCACACACUCUUCGUCCUCCACUACGUGAGUGUUUUUGCUUUUAGUUUUAUAUUCUCCUUUUCAUUCCAGCGCCGGAGACAGAUCCGUGAGUCUUCACAGAAGCUGACAGAGGUUCUGAACAGGUGGGCUUGGUGGUUCUUCCUCCUAAAGGCUUUUCUAGGGUAAUAGGAAGCUGAAUUAUCCCGAGUCAAGCCAUUGCUUGAAAUGGGUCGGUAUUACCUAUGACAAAGGUGGGAAGCAUUUUUGUUUAUUUCUUUGCUUCAAGGACCACAUUAGCUGGUAGGCAACAUUCUGGGGGCUGCUGUCCAGUGAUGGGUGAGACCAGAGGCAAAGUAGGUGGAGCAGUGAUGGUGAGACUUUUGUACAGCAGUUUGUUCUGAUCCUGAUAACUGUUGUUACCCAGUUCUUAGCUUCUUAGAGCUGCGCAAAAGUCUUUGAGGUUUCUGUACGCCCUCUCACAUUGUGGUCCUCCAUCCAAGCAGGCAAGAGCUCAAGGACAUAUCACAGCCAGGCCAGAGCACUUGAAGAGGGGAUGGAGGAUAGGACUUGCAAAUGAGUGUGGCCCAGGGAGAGUCCAAGGGCCAGAUAAAGCCCUGGAGGGCCAUAUUCCCCCAGGUUGUCUAUUCUGAGUGGCAGUGGCUUUCACACACAACCUGGGACUUUCUACCACUCAACUAGAGCCCUUUCUCUCUUUCUCCUGGAUUGGCAAGUUCAGCCUUGGAUAAAUACACAGGCAGAGACGUAUGCUUGGAUUCAGAACAGAUAAAAGAAGGUUUUUCCUCAUUCAGCACAACUAUGGAACUCGCUCGCACAGAAGCAGUGAUGGCCACCAACAUGGAUGGCUUUAAAAGAAAAUUGGACAAAUUCUUGGAGGAUAAGGCUUUUGAGGGCUACUGGCCAUGAUGGUUAGGCCAGGGGUAGCCAAAUGCAGCCCAAUCGCCUUCUCAAUCCGGCCCGUGGACGGUCCAGGAAUCAGCAUGUUUUUACAUGAGUAGAAUGUGUGUUUUUAUUUAAAAUGCAUCUCUGGGUUAUUUGUGGGGCAUAGGAAUUCGUUCAUUCCCCCCCAACACACAAAAAUAUAGUCCAGCCCACCACAUGGUCUGAGGGAUGGUGGAUCGGCCCAUGGCUGAAAAAGGUUGCUGACCCCUGGGUUAGGCUCUGCCUCCACAGUCUAAGGCAGCAAUGCUUCUGUGGUUGCUGGAAACCACAAGAGGGGAAAGGGCUCUUGUGCUCAGAUCUUGUUUGUGGGUUUCCUAUUGGGGCAUCUGGGUGGGCACUGUGAAAUUAGGAUGUUGGACUAGAUGCUACAUGAGGCAUUGGCCUGAUGCAGCAGAAUGUUCUAGUAGAUGAGCAGGAAGUUUUUGAGCUCUGCCAAUAGGUAGUCUCCCCAUCCAGCAAUAUAGUGCUUUCAAAGUAACUCUUCCUUCUUGCAGGUGUCUUGGGGAUGAGGAGACUCAGAUCGAAGCCUCAGCUCCCAGUGAGGAAGAAGGGAAGUCUGGCGCAGCGGAAGAGGACGGGGAGGAGGCUCAGGGGUCCCUAUGGGUUGAUCGGUUCGCUCCCAGGCAUUACGUGGAAUUGCUCAGUGAUGAUGUAAGAGUUUCUUGUCAACCGUUGCUCUUUAGGGGGCACCAUUUCUCCAUGCAGCUUGCAGCUGCCUUGCAGAAGCGCAGCAGUUGCAGCUGAGUAUAAAAUUCCCCUAGGGAACCCGGGUGUCCUUUCUAAGUUUCUAGUCCCUGUGGUGGUAAAGAAAAGCUUGAGGGGGGGAAUGGUCUGGUGAAAGUGGAAGCUAAGAAGGUUUAAUUGGAGACUGUUUUCCUUCAUCGUUCAGUAGUGCUCCUGUAACACAGUUUUACCGCCAAACACAUUCUGAAUAGUAUAUAAUUGGAAGUUUGCAUGUUCUCUCAGAAACAGGGCCUGGCCCCAAUACAAAAUGGGUAAAGCAGUUUGUUUCUAAUGAAAGAAUGUGCAGGUCUCCAUCUAUUUUAAGCCUUCUUAACCCCCUUUUUUUUACCUGAGUAUUGCUACUUAUUCUUUGCAAUUUGCCAGGAGGCUUUGGUGCAAAGACUGCCCUAUGUUAGGCAACUCACAAAUGAAAAUAAUAAUAAUUAACAUAAGCAGUUGGGUCACCACCAAAAAGGCCCUCUUUAUCAUAAGUGGUACUCAGAGGAGGGCCUCUGAAGCUGACUGGAAAUUUCUGUGUGUUUUGCCUCAUCUGAGGAAGGUUGACCUGACCGUCUUCUCUCUGACCCCUCAGUACACAAACCGCUGCCUUUUGAAGUGGCUCAAGCUUUGGGACACUGUUGUGUUUGGGAAGGAGAAGCCCACCAAGAAGCCCAAGACAAGCACUGAGGCUCACCAGACAUCCAGACACCCCAAAGAGCAGCAGAGCAAAUGGAAGAGCAAAGCCCAGUUGACAGAAGAGGCCCUGGAGGCCGAGCUGGACCAUCACAACCGACCAAAAUACAAAGUGAGGGAGGCUGGCUGCGGUGGAGAAGGGCGUUGGGGCCAGGGGGUUGUCCACAUGGAUCCUGUAGGCAGCUGGGCAACUUCUAGGGCACUUGCAAAAGGUCUCAGCAAAUAUCCCCUCAAAAAUCCAUAAGAGGCUGUUUGCUUGGCCUAAUCAUUUCCAGUUCACGCUGCCUUGGCCUCUCACAGUACAGUGGUGCCUCGCAAGACGAAAUUAAUCCGUUCCGCGAGUCUCUUUGUCUUGCGGUUUUUUCGUCUUGCGAAGCACGGCUAUUAGCAGCUAUUAGCGGCUUUAAGAAAAAGGAAACAAACUCGCAAGACGUUUCGUCUUGCGAAGCAAGCCCAUAGGGAAAUUCGUCUUGCGGAAUGACUAAAAAAAGGAAAACUCUUUUGUCUAGCGGGUUUUUCGUCUUGCGAGGCAUUCGUCUUGCGGGGCACCACUGUAAACGCAUAGCAGGCAGAUCUGGAAAGGCCCGGAAAAGUCCUACGGAAAGGCAAACAGCUGCAGUCGUUGAUGUUCUAAGUGUGGAGGAAACGAGAGGGGUGACCUCUCUUUGGAAUACCCUUCUCCACCGAGGGAGUAGGUGCAAAAUGGAAAGCCAGUGCAGUGAUUAAAAUUUGCAAAAUGAAUGUGCAGGCUGAUCCCAUGCAUAUUUAUCCACACGCAUCCCACACUAGAAGUUGUGGAUAUCCAAUGACGCUGAACAUUGGGAAAUUCAGGGCAGAAAAAUGAAAGGACUUUUCAUGCAGCACAGAGUUAAACUCUGGAGCUCGCUCCCACAGGAGGCAGGAUUUGCCACCAACCUAGAUGGCUUUAAAAGAGGAUUAGACAAAUUCAUGGAGGAGGCUUUUGAGGGCUACUCACCACAGUGACUAUGCUCUGCCUUCAUGGUUUCAGGCAGUGAUGAUUCUGAAUCCCUGUUGCUGGAACCACAGGAGGAGAGAGACUCUUGUGCCCGAGUCCUGCUUGUGGGUUUCCCAGAGGCAUCCAGUUGGCCACUGUAAGAACAGGAUUCUGGACUAGUUGGGCCACUGGCCUGAUCCAGCAGGCUGUUCUUCUGUUCUUAACCUCUUACACUACAAAAAUUGGAAUAGGAGCUUAGAUCCACACCUGGUCGUAACAAAGUGAAAGCUGAGGCUGACCUUUCCAUGGAUAAAAUGUUUGGGGAAUAUGUUCCAAUUCCCUUUUUCCUUUUAAGGUGUAAAAAGUGCUUGCAAGGUUUGCUGUAAAGCCCUGGAUUUUGAUGUUCUCUUUGUUUGUUGCCUGCAGGUUGCCCUCCUGUGCGGACCACCCGGCCUGGGGAAGACCACUUUGGCUCACGUCAUUGUGAAACAUGCUGGGUACAAUGCAGUGGAGAUGAAUGCCAGGUGAGCCAGCCAAGCAGCUUUUUGCCUUUCUCUGCGUUCCCUGCCACCUGCAGUUCUCGUGCGCUCAGGCUAAGCCACUGCAAGACUACAAAUGCACUGUGGCUAGAGUACUAGAUGCAGGCGUCGCAGGUUCAUGUCCCCUCUAGGCCCUGUGGGUGACCUUUUGGAGGCUCACUUGUUUCCUUGUCACAUCUGUGAAAUGGGUGCAAGUCAUGACAUAAGUUACAGACUUGGCUUAAGCCACCUUACAGGCUGUAUUCCUUUAUUUCAUAUGUGGGGAACCUUUGGUUCAGUACAACCUGAACUACAACUUCCAUCAUCCCUGGUCAUUGGCCAUGCUUGCUGGGCCUGAUGGGAGUUGUAGUUCAGGUUGUACUGAACCAAAGGUUCCUCACAUCUGCUUUUAUGCAGAGUAACAAAAAGACAAGAUCCUGCCUCGAGGAGUACAGAAUCUAAUAUUUGACAGCAGGAGCAGCAAAAGAAGGCAAGGCAAGGAAUCAAUGUGUAGUUUCAGAUGCACAUGAUCGGAUUAGAUUUACACAGUAGGGCAUGAGAGGUGGUAGGUUGAGUCAAAGGCUUCACUGAAAUGUUGGGUUUUCAGCAAGAAUUUUAAAGUAGCAUGAAAGGUGCCACUACGCAGCUCUCUUGGGAGACAAUUCCAGGCCAGCAAUUCUGUAUCAGCCCCUCCCCAGAAAAGGGGCCAACUUUGGAUCCAGCAGAUGUUGGGAUAUUCAGGACAGAUAAAAGGAAGUACUUCUUAAUGCUGAGCGUAGUUAAAUUAUGGAAUUCAAUUAUCCUCUAUCGGCACACUUCUGCCAAACUUUCUGAGGCAAGGUUUUUGUUUCAGCGAUGACCGUAGCCCCGAUGUCUUCAAAACGCGGAUUGAAGCAGCCACCCAGAUGAAGUCUGUGCUAGGAGCCAAUGAGAAGCCCAACUGCCUGAUUAUUGAUGAAAUUGACGGGGCUCCUAUGGUGAGAGAGAAUUUCUUCAUGUAAGGUGGAGAGUGUGUGUUGGCCAUGAGGUGACCCCAUCCCUUCCCCACCAAGAAUUUAACUUUCCUUCUGUUCUGUUCUUCACUGUUCUCUUCUUCAGGCAUCCAUCAAUGUGCUGUUGGGCAUCAUCAACCGUAAAGCAGCAGAGGUGGAAUCGGGCGGGAGUACCAGUGGGGCAAGCGGCAAGAAAAGACGAAAAGAAGGAGGGCUCCUUCUGCGGCCAAUCAUCUGCAUCUGCAAUGACCAGUAAGAUUCUGUCUGGGCAAGCGUGGCAUAGUGGUCAGACUAGGACCUGGGGGAGACCAGGGUUCAAAUCCCCACUGGGUGGGGGGCCGCUAGGGGCGCCUUGGAAGAUGGCGGAUAUUAACAUCUAUCCAGCUCGCACGAGGUAAUUAGAGGCUGAUUAUGGGGAGUAAAUCAGUCUCCCUCAUCUCUCCAGGGGGGAGAGAUGCAGUUUUCACCCGCUGUUGCCAUAAAUCAUCCCCGAGUUCAGAAGAAGGAGGGGGUGAGGCACUGGGUGCACAACCCUCGGCGGGCUACUUCCGAAGCUACUUCCAGGAGCGAAACUAGUUGCGUUACUUAAAAGGAAAAAAAUUGGUGAAAGAUAACACACAUGCUUCAAGAGAAGCAGGAGGUUUUUAUCUGCUAACAAUUUUACCACUGAAAUGAAGAAGAUUGAGACGGAAGAUUACAUCAAAGUACUACAGACAUGCUGGUAUGUGGAUUGGAGUGCAACGGAACUGAAGGGGGGGGAUGACUUUUUAUCUUUUUUUGCUCUAUGUGAUUAACUAAUAACCCUCCCUCUUAGAAGAUCCGUCACAGCAACUAAUUGGCAAAUGGGACUAAAAAUGAACUGUGUGGGAAUAAUAUGAAUUUAAAGGUUUUACUCUGUAAAGGAUAAAGAAGAAGGGCUCUCUUUGUGACGCAGUUAGAAUGGAGAUUUGAUACGAGACCUGUGUUGCAGGAGGUUUGGUCUUGGGGAGGGCGAGCCGAAGAUUUAUUACUUUUGAUGAGAUUGCGAACUGGAAGGGGCAGCCCUCCUGGAAAAAGACUAAUUUACGAUGCAACAGGUCGGGAAAGUUAAAGAGCGAGCUUUUGGACUGUAUUUCAUCGGAACGACAAGAUGGCGAGUGCUUGCUCGAGCGGAAAAGCCUGGAAUAUUGGGGUUUACAAGAGAGCAGUACAAAGUCCACACAGAAAUACAAACAAGACUGUUUUUUUCAACCCACUUGCGGAGCAAUUCGGAGGUGAAUGAAAAGGAAAAUGAGUAAUGACAAGGAUUGAGAAGAGGGGUCUGGAAAUAUCAUUCUUAAUGUGAAAGCAGAAAACAGUUGAGGAUUGGACUCCUGCCGAUCAAGAAGCAUGGGUACCCCCCACAAAAAUUUAUAAUUUGGAAAAUAAUUGGAUUACAUGAUAUGUAUUGUUAUAAUUUGGAUUAAUUGGUUUGAUGUGUUUAAUUUGGUAAUAUGAAAAUUAAUAAAAAAUUAUUUUAAAAACAAAAAACAAAUCCCCACUGGGUUGUGAAGCUCACCAGGUGACCUUGAGCAAGUCACUGCCCUCAGCCCAACCUACCUCACAGGGUGGUUGUGGAGAUUAAUUCAGAUGGGGAAGCACCAUGUAUGUCACCUUGAGCUUGGAGAAAACAGUGGGAUAUAAAUGUAAUCAAAUAAAUAAAUUCUCACAGAUGGGAGCAUUGCUACACUACCUGUUCGGAGGUUGAAGCAAAGCAUUGUGGGAAUGAUAUUGGUCAUCUUGACGGGUUACUGUUUAUCGGUAGGGGCCUAAAAAACUUCAUUUCCCACAUUAGGCCUGCCAGAUCUUGAGGAUCUUGAGAUCUUGAGGUCUCCUGAAUUUUCAAAGCUGAAACUUGAAAAAUCCCGUUAUUAGAUUUGAAACCCUGAACAUGUGUAUCUUUUGUGUCACUCCCACCCACCCUUUGAUUUCUGUAUUCUUCUGUCUCUGGACUAAAAACCCUCUCUCCUCUCAGCCCUGACUAACUCUACUCUCAGAACCUUUUUGUCCACCACAAUGACAGCCAGAAACUUGUACUACAUACAAACUAGAGAUGAGGAAGAAUGGCCAACUAAGCUGUUGGGCUAUUCCAAAAUGGCAAAACUGACCAGAAAGCACAGGAACCAAGAAAACCAAAACUUCAACAAAGAAUGGGAAAAUUUUUAUAAUUUACUUGAGAGACCACUGUCAGCUGAUGCAAACAUUAGCAGGAUUACAAUAACACUUGUAACGUAGAAGAUUUUAUGGACAAAAUGCAGAGACAUAAAAUCUGGAUGAUGAAAUAAUAUGCAGUUGAAAAGGUUUAUAAUAGGACCCAUGGAGGGGAAAGUGGGAAGUCUAAAGAUUCGGAGAAAUCGCUAAAAAUGGAUAUUGCCAUUUUGUAUUGUUAUAACUCUACACUUGUAAAAUAAAAUAAAAAUUAUUUCAAAAAACAAAUUGACUGGGAAAAUUAGAUACCUAAGAGACCAAAGGUUCAUCGAAGACUGGGGGAAAUUUGCGGAAUAUCUGGAAAGUAUAAGUGAGGGACAGAUAAUGCUAGAGGGGUUUAAAAAAGCACUGUGAAAAACUAAGAAGUAUUGUCUAAAGAGAAAGGAAACUAAGGAUAUAAAUAAUGUCAAUACAAAUUACGAAAUGCAUAUUUAAAAUAAUGACUAUGGAUGAUUUACGGAGAAGCUGAAGGAAGUCCAGAAAAGAAGCAAUUUGUGAAAAUUGGAUGUGAAAUUUUAUGUAUGUUUUGUUUUGUUGUAAAUUAAUAAAAAAUUAUAUAAAAAAACAAAAAACAAAUUAUUUCCCUGCCAAUAUACAUCUCUGCCUCUUCUCUUUUUCUAGGUACGUCCCUUCUCUGCGUCUGCUGAGACAACAAGCCUUCCUUCUCAACUUCCCCUCAACAGCCCCAUCCCGGCUGGUUCAGAGGCUGCACGAAGUAAGACCCAGACCCAAUAUAAUUUAUUCUUCCGUUGCCUUGGGACUAUACUUCCCUGCAGCAUGAACUUUGUACCUGUGUCAGCCUUUAAAGAACUCACCUGGCCUGGUGGCUCUUUCUGUGGCGAGGAACAUGGCCGCCAGGCAAGCAAUUCAGGGAAGCUUGGCAAAAGCUAGCUCACUUCUUCAUUAUGUUUCUUUAUUAUCCAUUCAGUUUUAUUAUUUUUAAUAAAUAUUUUACACAGUUUUGUGUAGACCGCUUAGGUCUUUGUUGAUUAAGCAGUAUAUGUUUGGAAAGUUGAUUCGACUUUUAACCUAUUUCUACUCCGUUGUUAUGUUAUCUUUUUGAAAGUCUUAAAAUAUAAGGGUUAAUUUUUCAUAGUGCUAAUUUUAUUAUAUUUAACUUUUCUGCAAACCGCUUUGAGGGUUUUUAAAAAAAAAAAAAAUGUUCACAUGUGCAGCUGCCUCUAAUAUACAUAUUUUUGCAUUUCAGAUCACCGUUAAGCAAGGCAUGAAGGCUGACACAGGGGCCCUCUUGGCAUUGUGUGAAAAGGCAGAGAAUGACAUUCGCUCUUGUAUUAACACCCUGCAGGUAACUUCACAUACCCCACUUUCCUCUUAUAUCAGGGAUGGACGAGAAUUUCUAUUUUGUUUGCAUUUUAAUGAGGAACCACCUCAUUCUCACUUCAAGAAUCUAUGCACAAACCAAAACUUAGCCCUUCUUUGAAAUUCACACUUGCCUGAGUUUUGUGAUGCAGUUCUCUAUUUGAUUAACCACAACAAAGGCACAGAAGUGCAUACAUUAGGGGAAAAUGUGUACGAAAACACAUAUUUGGGUGAAAAUCACGUUAAAAUGUGCACUGUUAGGGGGGAAUUGCUUUCAGAAAAACGUGUGUAUUAAUCAAAGCUGCAUAGAAGAAUGUGUUUAUUAGGAGAACUUUGCACCAAAAUGCCAAGGAAUUUUCAUGAGAGAAAUAAAAUAAAUAAAAAUGUAAAAAUUAUUUGUGACUGGCCCACGAGCAUCUGGUGAGCUUUAUAGCUGAAUGAGGAUUUGAACCCUGGUCUCUCCUAUGUCCUCUUCCAACAUUAACCACUGCACCACUUUAACACUUUAUUGCAAACUGAUGUGAAAAUGUGGAGAACUUAGUAAAAGGGCUUAGUAAAAGAGGAAACUUGGAGAGUCUGAAAUUGACAGGCCCGUCAACCCCGUUCCAUGUCCUCAAAUCUCCCUUUGUUGUCUUUCUAAGUUCCUGCACAGUCGAGGUAAGAAGGAACUGAACGCGAGGACCGUGCAGACCACGCAGGUUGGCUCUAAAGACCAGAACAAAGGGCUGUUCUCCAUCUGGCAGGAGAUCUUCCAGCUUCCAAAAGUGCAGAGGUGAGGAGAGGGAGCUUCUGUGCUUCAUUCGGCAGAUCCUUUAGAACUUAAGAGGAGCCCAUUGGAUCAGGCCAAUGGCCCAUCUAGUCCAGUGUCCUGUCCUCACAAUGGCCACACAGGUAACAGGGGGAAACCCUCAAGGAGGACCCAAACUCUAAAAAGCACGCUCUCCUCCUGUGGCUUCCAGCAACUGGUAUUCAGAAGCAUUACUGCUCCCAAUUGUGGAGGCAGAGCAUAGCUAUCCUGGCUAGUAGCCAUUGAUAGUCUUUUCCAUGGACUUGUCUACUCCUCUUUUAAAGGCAUCUAGGUUGGUGGCCAUCGCUGCCUCCUGCGGAAAUGAGUUCUACAGUUUAACUAUGCGGUGCAUGAAGAUGGACUUCCUUUUAUCCAUCCUGAAUCUCCAAAAACAUUCAGCUUCAUUGGCUGCCCACCAGUUCUAGUGUUACAGGGCGGGGGGGGGGAAUUAUCUGGCCACUUUCUCCAUGCCAAUUUGUCCCUUCCAAGGUGGAUUUUGGGGUAUAUUUUUUAAUAGAAGUGCAAAAAUGCACCAGGUUUUAAGGCUGCAAGGGAUUUUGCAAACUGAACUAAUGUUUUCAGACAUGACAUCUGUUUGAUUUUUUCUCCUUUUAAUUAUGUUAUUUAGACCGUCAAAAGCUGCAGAUUCUUUCUUUUUUUCCUGAUGUUUGUGCAUGGAGGACCUGUAUUUGGUAGAACAGUGUGAGAUAAAUUUUAAAAUUACUUAUUUGGCAAUGCUUAAAUACUGCUUAGAAUUUAAGUGGUUUACGUAAAGUAGUAUGCUGUACGGUAUUGAUUAUUUUUUAAAAGGUGAUUAAAAAUUAUGAAAAUAUAGCAAAAAUUAUUUGUUUUGAAAACAAAAGUACAUAAUGAAAUCCCGUCUCCACAUUUUGACAACCACAAAGUUCACUGUUGCUUGAUUUCCCCCCUGCCUUUCCCUCCCAACCACCAUGGGGAAGCUUUAAACUGCAUGACCAAUCUUAACCCUUCUGCUUCCUGCUUCUGUUCCAAGGCAGAGAAUCAGUUUGGACCCUUCAAUUCCGGCUCACCUCCUUGCUAACGGGGGCGAUGACAACCUGUUCCAUGCGACCUCAGCUAGAGCUUCCCUUAAUCCAAAUGCCCAAAGGUUUCACCACAUCCUGCAUCUAAGCAUGUCCUCAGGAGAACAUGAAAAGCUUACCCAGGCAUGUAGUUUGUGUUUCAUUUUUCGCUUUGGUGUGAGAAAGCAAAAUUCAGACCACUAGUUCAGAUCCUUAUCUCCCCAUGUCCUUCCCACCCCCAGAUAUAUAUUAUCUAGAGCUUGGGCCAAGUUAUAAUACUUAAGAAACAGAAAUAUAUUAUUUUUUUAAAAAAAAAAUUCCAGUAGCACCUUCGAGACCAACUAAGUUUGUUCUUGGUAUGAGCUUUCAUGUGCAUUCACACUUCUUCAGAUACAGAGGCACGCAAAAUUAUAAUGACUUGAAGACAUUCAGAAUGAAACCUAAAACUUAGAAAAACACUACAUGUGGAUUUCAGAAUUCCACCAUCUUUCAAAAGCUUAUUCAGUUAAAAGCUGUGAUUCUGAAAGUUGGUCAGGCUCUGAAUUUGGUGAAUUUCAUACAGAUGAAAAGCCCAGAGCUGUAGGGUAGCCUCUGUGAAUGCCUUUCAGUGUUGCAUUUGGGGGUUGCAGUUCAACAAAAGAUACUGGCUGACACCUUGGCCACAUUCACAGCAUACAUUCAAAGCAGUAUAAUACUGUUUUAUACAGACAUGGGCUCCCCCCCCCCACAAGCAUUGUUAUGAAUUUGUGGGGUGCCUGGACUCCCUGCUUCUAAUUCAUGGACACUCCUUCUAAUUCCUGGGUGACAGGCACUGGAUUUAGCAUUUUAAAGUAAAGCCAGAUUGGCUUCCCAUGUUCGAGGGAUCAUCUGGAAUGGGCCAUUAAGGAGAACAAAAGGAAAGUGAUGAGCCAUUAGAAAUCUCACCAGAGAGAGCAGUAACUCCUUCAGAUCAGAGUGAGUUGGAAUACAAAAGGCUGCUGUGGCUAGGGGAGAAGGCAGAACCUCUUGGGGUGUCAAUGCUUUAAGCCCCUCCAUCGUAGGCUAAGAUGCUAUAUAUGUGUAAAUAAAUCACAUACAGUCAUACCUAGGGUUAAAUAUGCUUCGGGAUGAAUAUUUUCGGGUUGUUCACCGCAGCGACCCGCACGUAACGGAGCGCGUUACUUCUGGGGUUCUCUGCUCGCGCAGACGCUCAAAAUGACGUCACAUGCGCGGAAGCGGCGAAUCGCGACCCGCAGGUGCGGGUUGCGUUUGCUUCAGGAUGCGAAUGGGGAUCCAGAACGGAUCCCGUUCUCAUCCAAAAGUACCACUGUAUCAUGAAGAUGCCACAGUUUGUGUUGUGCCUCAUUUCCAAAGGAAACAAAAACCCUGGAACUUUGCAGCACUCAGAAAUUGGGGUAGCAUACAACAAUGUCUUGGAAGCUGUAUUUUGUUGAAGGCUCUGAGAGGAAUUGAACUACAAUUCCAAGAGUGGUUUAACGGUCAGUCUUUCUCACAGGGAACUCAGGGAAUUGUAGCUCCAUGAGGGGGAAUAGGGCGUCUCCUAACAACUCUCGGGACGCUUAACAAGCUACAAGUCCCAGAAUUCUUUGGGGGUGAGCCAUGACUGUUUCACAAGCGCAUGGUUGUGACUGUGGCUUGUCUCUGCUUCCCUUGACAGGGCUUGUAUGACAACUUCCUGAACAUGAAGAUAAAGGACUCCGCCUUUGACUCACUCUGCCUGGCCUUGGAGUGGCUGGGCUUCUCCGACCUGGUGAACAAGGCAGUCCUGCACAGGCAGAACUUCCAGCUCAUGCGCUACUUGCCCUUCCUCCCCGUCGCUUUCCACUUGCUCUUUGCCGCUUCCAGCGUUCCCCGCCUGGCCUACCCCAACAGCCAGCACGAGGCAUGUAUUGAGAGAGGAGUGGUCGUGGGCAGAGCCAGGUGUCACAAGCCAAGCAGCGGUGUCUUGGCGGGGGUGGGUAGAUCCCGUGGGGAGGGCGAGAGAUCAGGAUCUGGAACUUCCAGGGGCCCAAUUGGAAUCAAAAGGAAGAGGCAGGGUGUGUGGAGCUUGUUGGAGUUUACACUUAGCCAUGCAGUUCACCUGCAGUCCCUUUAACCCUAGCCGGGCCUAUGCAUUGCUCAGAUUCAUGCAUUGAAGAGCUUGGCAGAACCCAAAACCUGAGUUUGAGUUCAUCCAGGAAUGUGAGACUGCUCUGCACUACAGUAGUACCUCGGGUUACAGAUGCUUCAGGUUACGCGAUUUCGGGUUGCGCACUGUGCCGAACCCGGAAAUACCGGAAUGGGUUACUUCCAGGUUUCAGUGCUCACGCAUGCGCAGAAACGCCAAGUCGCAACCCACGCCUGCGCAGAUGCAACGCUGCGAGUUGCAAACACUGCGGGUUGCGAACGUGCUUCCUGCACGGAUCACGUUAGCAACCCGAGGUUCCACUGUAGUUGUAUUUCUUUAUGCUCUGAGGCAGCAAGGUGCUACAGUAUUGAGAAUCGUCCAAGAAUCAUUACUUAGGUAACCUGUUGCAGACUUUGAAGAACUAUUAAUAGCUGAGGAAGUCCUUCGGGGCGAAACAAGGAAAUAAUCCUGAAACCUUGUUCUACCCUCUACCCUACCCAGCUGCCUGAGCCAGCCUGCCUGUGUCUGCUACCUGUGCUAGCCAGACUCAUCAUUGUCCGUAACAUUCCAGGGACUUUUCCUUAACCACAUUCAAGGACUGUAACAUAUAAACUAAAAUAAGAAUGUACAGUACAACCUCUACUUACAAUCAUAAUCCGUUCCGGAGGCCCGUCCGCUGGGCGAAACCGGACACUAGUAGAGGCGUCGUUGUGCACGUGCGCAUUCAGUGGCAGCGCACUUCUGUGCACGCGUAGAUGGCGGCAGCCGCUUGUGUGCACGCGCAGAUGCAGAAGCCGCUUCCGUGCAUGUGCGAAUCGUGGCAAACCCGGUGUUUACUUCUGGGUUUGCCGCAGUCGCAACUUGGAACGUCCGCGAGAAGAGGUGGAUGUAAGUCGAGGUUCCACUGUACAGUAUGAAGAAAGGAAGAAAUAUAUCUUCAUUGGAUUUAAUUAAAUAGAUUAUAUCCCUUGCUUAAGGAUUGUUUAUGGUAUACAUCCUGGACUUGAUUCGUAUGAUAGGAAAUAACCAGUAAAGAAAUUUGUUACAAACAUUACCACUCAGCCUGUUGCACUCUAUUGCAUCUGCAUAACAAGGUAUUGUAUUUGUUCUGACCCUGAGGCAGCAAGGGGCAUUCCUAAUUAAUCCUGAGUCCAGGCUUGUUCAGUUUUCUCCUUGAUCCUGGAGCUUACCAGUUUCCAAAGCUGGUGUACCUACUAUUGUCAUCGCUCAGUGGCCCAGCACCUUGUUUUGCAUGAAGAAGUUCCCAGGUUCAAUUCCCAGCCUCUCUGUGGACAAAUAACUGACCAGGUACAAAGCAGUUUCCUUUGUAUCUGCAUAAGUUCUGCUAGGCUGAGCUUUCACAUCUUGCGGAAGUCUGACAACGUUCCACGUCAUGAUGAUAAAACAUAACUUGGAGACUGACAGCUCACUUGGGCCGCUUGUUUUGUUUUUCUCAAGUCCCUGGUGAAGCUGACUCGGAUGCAGAACCUCAUUGCUUCCAUGAUGUCUGGGAUCACGCCAACCUCCCGCAGCCGUGCCGGACCGCAAUCUCUCGUCCUUGAGGCCCUUUGCCUCCUCUUGGAGAUUAUCUCACCGAAACUGAGACCGGUAAGGAAGCCCUUCUGUUAUGAGAAUUUUAUUUUCAUCAUCAUAUAUAUGUGAUUUAUUGCCCACCCCUUACCCUAAGGUCCCAGGACUGAUCACAGCCAUUUAAAAUACCAUAAUAAACCACAGUUUAAUACAAAUUACAUUCACAAAAGUAGUCUGGGUCAUAAAACUAUACAUCACAUGUGUCAAAGGCCCAGGGUAAACAGGCACAUCUUCACCAUACCGCCAAAAACUGUAUAAUGAAGUUCCCAGACGUGCAUCUGUGGGAAGGAAGUUCCACAACUUGGUGACUGUCACAGAGAACACCCUCUCACUGGCCAUCUCUACCCCGGCUGCUGAGGGUGGUGGAACUGCCCAGUUCCUAUCCCCGAGUGCCCCUUAGGCCUCAAACAUUCCCUGUGAAUAUGAAAACUGGGAAUUUUGGACUACAACUCCCAUCAGCUCUAGUCAGCACAGCCAUUCUGACUUUGGCCAUGCUCGCUGAGGCUGAUGGGAGUUGUAGUUCAAAACAUCCGGAGGCCACUGGGUUGGUGAAGGCUGCUUUCCUGGGCAUGGCAGUCGAUGUUAGUUUGGUGAGUCUCCCCAUUCCACAGGCUUCAUUCGUCACCCUUUGAAACCCCUGUGUCCCUUGCCAGCUGCUUUUGUUUGCCACGUGAGGAUUGUCUGCCCAUUCCUGAAACAGUGAGCAAAGGACACCCUCCCUGCCCAAGUGGACUGCCAAGGCCAUCCCGUCCCGGUCCUCUGUCCUGAGCUUUACCUCAGGGGACCUUCUUGCGUUGCAAGGCUAAAGGGGACAGUUAUGCAAGUGCUGGCAGAAGCAAAGACCUGAAGGGAAACAAUUAAUUCCGUGGAUGAGAUCUGUACCCGAAAAAAUAAAAUGACAGCAGGUGUCCUGUCCUGUCCUUCUCUCCCCCGCCAUCCUGUUUGUGUCACAAAAAUCUUUUGUCUGCUUGGUGUCCAUUGCCCUUCAAAUCACGGUACAUGAACAGGCUGUUGGGAAUCUUUGAAGGUCAAAAAAGAAGUAGCAGGCAUGGCUUGCUUGAGUCCUCUGGGCCUCGUUGCUUACACUGCGCAUAAUGCUUGAAGCACUCGGAGGCUGGUAGCAGAGUGGCCGUUCUCCUGGCACAUCUGCAUCUGAUGGGUGGAACUUUGGAACUCGCUCCUGCAGGAGGCAGGGGUGGACUCCAACUUGGAUGGCUUUAAAAGAGGGUCAGAGGAAUUCAUGGAGUAGGAAUCUGACACAGUGGCUAUGCCCUGACUCCAUGGUUGGAGGCAGCAGUACUUCUGAAUACCAGUUACUGGAAACCACAGGAGGGGAGAGGGCUCAAAUCCUGCUUGCUGGUUUCGCAUUGGGGCAUCUGUUUGGCCACUGUGAGAACAGAACUUGAUGGGCCAUUGGCCUGAUCCAGCAGGCUCUUCUUACAUUCAUAUGUGAUGAAAUUCUUAACAGCGGAACAGAGAUUUUAGAUCAGGUGUAGGGAGGAACAGCUCCCUAGCACAUUGGCCAUGCUGGCUCAGAUGUGAGUUGUAGUUCAGCAACAUCUGGCAGGCCAGAGGUUCCUCACACGUGGUGCAGAUUUGCCGGUUAAAGUUGCUCUGGAGUAAGUGGGUUUCCCAGUGGGUUCCUACAUUUAUUUAGAGGGUUUUUACACCACUCUCCAGCCAGAAAGGCUCCCAGAGCUUCUUACAUACAACCAACUAAAACUAGACCGUCCGUGCCUGUAAGCUUGCAAUCUAAAGGACACAACACGAAAAGAAAGACGGGCACGGAGGGAAGAGGGGUAAAAGCAAAUGGGCAGGCAGCCAUUUCCCCCACCCUGUCCUUGGCAGCCAGAUACAACAAAGCUGUCCCCAGGCUAUAGUUUUGCCCACUGUGUGGGUCCUCUCUUAACUCUCUGCCCUUAUCCAGUGAAGGAAAGGCCACCCAAAAGUGCGUCUUACUCCUUAUUUAACCCGCCGGUCCCUGUGCUCUGCAGGAGAGGGGCAUCCUCUAGCAAAUCAAUGUAUGCAGUUAGUCCAAGUCAGCCAUAAGAUGUUGCCUUGAGGUCUAGUAGCAUGAAGUAGCAAGAGAGAUUCCUACUCACUGUCUUCCAUUUGCAAUUUCCAGGUGAACACCCAGCUGUACAGUCAGAAAGAGAAGCAGCAGCUGGGGGAGCUAAUCAACACCAUGUUGGCGUAUAAUCUUACUUACCACCAGGAGCGGACCCCUGAAGGGCAGUAUGUCUUCACGCUUGACCCGUGAGUACUGUAUAAGACAGGCAUGGCCAACAUGGCCCUCCAGCUUUUGGGGGGACUACAACUCCCAUCAUCCAUAGCUAACAGGGCCAGUGGUCAGGGAUGAUGGGAAUUGUAGUCCCCCCAAAAGCUGGAGGGCCAAGUUUGGCCAUGCCUGGUACAAGAGCAUCAGGAGAGCCUGCCUGCUGGGGACUGUCUGGUCCAACACCCUGUUUUCUUGUUCUGAUGGGGACAUGAGUGCAGCAGCACUCUCCCGGCCUGUGAUUCCCAGCCUACUGCCUCCAUCAGAACACAGUCAUCAUAGCUUUUGAUAGCCUUAUGCUCCAUGGAUUUUUUCUCAGCUUAUAAAUCCAUCACUACUUGUUGCAGGGCCACUCUCCACUGCAAAGCAGGGUAAACCCUUUAAAGAUCCUGGGGUCCAGUUUCCUGCCACUUGUGAGCGGCAGCUGUUGGUGUGAACCUGGGUUCCUCAGUACCACAGUGCCCGCCAACACCUUUCCUUGGCAUCUACCAAGGUUUUGUGCCCUUCCUUUUUUUCAGGCAGGUUUUGUUGUUGUUGUUGUUUUUUGGUGGGGGUUCCAUUUCCCCUCUCCCCCACUUUACUCAUUUGGGUAUGUGUGUGGUGAAAGGGUUGCUUCUUGCUUGUAUUUUCUGAGCGCUCUCAGUCUUUUUCUCUGUGAAAUGGGCCCACAGCAGUUUCUUCUAUUUCCAAAUGGGCCCCUGGGCCCAGAAAGGGUUGCUUCUUGCUUGUAUUUUCUGAGCGCUCUCAGUCUUUUUCUCUGUGAAAUGGGCCCACAGCAGUUUCUUCGAUUUCCAAAUGGGCCCCUGGGCCCAGAAAGGUUGGGGACCCCUGGUGUAAACUCUGCAAAUAGUUGCCCUUUAGAAAAGCAUUGUGUUUGACACAGAAACGAAAUCUCGGUCUCCUUGCACCUUUUGAUCUUGUUGCAUUUCACAUACGGUCACUCGGCUGUUCUCCUCACGCCCACCACAUGAGGAGCACCUAGAUCCAUGAGCUCCUCCUUGACAUUCACAAUUUAGAGCAUGGCUCACUCAUCCUUCCUUGUGACUCCAUUCUGGGGGCAGCAUUUCACUCGGAAGCGGAGUGGUCCUCUGUUUUGCAGCCCAGAUUUUGCUGCCUGGGACACACUUGAGUGGAAGUCAUGGGAGACUGAGCAGUCCUCCAUAAUUUAUUCUAACCUUGCUAUUCAUGGGGGGGGGGAGUAUGCUAAUUCCCAACCCCUAACCAGACCAGGACCCUGGGAGACCAGAGUUCAAAUCCCCACUCACCCUGGCCAGUCACUCACUCUCAGCCUAACCUUCCUCACACGAUCAUUGUGGGGAUGAAAAGGGUAGCUUGAGAAGUAUGGAGGCCACCUUGAGCUCCUUGGAGGAAAGUUGAGGUAUAAAUUUGACAAAUAAAUAAUUAAAAAUAAAUUGGCAGGUCUUAUUCAGCAACACUCCCUCUGACUGCUGAGGUUUCGGCAGGCAUGGUCUACCAUUUCAUUUUAUGAAAAAGCUGGGAAUCCAAGAAUCUGAAUUCUGGAUUCAGAAUUGUAUCCAGUACCUGGGGAGUCAUAUUUUUAUCCACAUUGCUUCCACGUUCUGUAUAUUAUGUUCGGAUUUUCACUUAGGCACGAGGGACCCUCUGACUCUGAGCAGAAAUCUCAUUACCGAUUCUAAGAGAUUAGCAGGUUUUGUACAGAAUUGCUGAGAAGCAGCAUUUAAUCGCCUUCUGCUUUUUUGACCUUGGAUGCCUCUGAAAUUAGCACCCCGAACCCUUGUUGUGGGUUUCUGACUACAGUGUCUUUCUUCCUCCUUUUUUUAUUGUGUUUGUUAAUAAUAAUAAAAACCAGUUAAAACUGAUUUAUCAGGUGAUCUUUUCAGAAAAGACCUAAUAUGGCACCAGCCCAGAGGUGGCAUCGGCCAUCAUCACGUGUGACAUUAGAUAACCCAGGGUAGAAGAGAAACUCAAGGAUUCGGCUUAAGCGCACGCUCUCUCUCUCUGUGCCUAAAUUAUCUGGAAGCAAGCGUGUUGUUUCCAGCCCUCCCUGAGCAGAUGGUGAAAAUAUCCUCUUCGUUUUCUGGGUAUGUCGACUUUAAACACAUCACUUCUCCCUUCCUGUGAUCCAGCCCCCGCCACUUCCUCUCCACUCACUUAAUCAGGUUUGAUCCUCUUUGAUUCCCCACCCCCCCAAUCUGUCUUCUCUCUUCCUGUGAGCGAACGCACGCAUGGAUGUGUUGAGUUUUGUGGAAAUCAUGGGUAGUUUAGGGAAGCGUUCUGGAGUUGUGCUACACUUCUACAUUUCAGUUCUUGUAGCAAAACCAUAAUGUGGGAGAUGGCCCAUAUCAGGCUUGUAUAUUGACUUAGUCACCUACACUAAGGAAAAAAUCACCUUUAGGCGACUCUGGAAGCAGUUAGCUUGUCCAGAGUUAGUUAACUUUUUUCUGUUAGUCUCCAAAUGGUUAAUAGAAAUGUGUUGAGCUAGGUAAGUUGGUAAAAUCGCUCCUGGACUAGUAAUUUUACCAAGGUUGGCCUAGAUGUUAAAGUGCUGAGGGUAAGAAAAUCUUAGUGGGUUGUGUUGUUAAUUACUUCCCACCCUCCAUGGUGUAGAUGGUUCAGCCUUCCCAUACUAAACAGUGUGAGAAGGGCCAUAGCUGAGCAUCUCUCUUUGCCUGGAGGAGGUCCCAGGCUCAAUCCCCCAGAUGGCAUCUCCAGACAGGACUGGGGAAAAGACUCCCUGCCUGCCACCACAAAGAGCUCCUGCCAGUCGGUGCAGACAAUACUAAGGUAGAUGGGUCAGUGGUCCGACUUGGUAUAAGCCUGCUUCCUGUGUGUCUUAAGUCUGUCCCUCCAGAUGUUGCUAAACUACAACUCCCAGCAUACCUGGACAUUGGCCACGUUUGCUAGGGCUCAUGGGAGUCAUAGUUCAGCAGCAUCUGAAAGGCCACUGGUUCUCUGCAGCCCUGUAGUAAAUAGCCAGGGUAGGAGGGUCAAUUGCCUUCCGAUAUCCAAAGGCCUAAUCACCUAGAGGCAACCCCGAACUCACCCCAGGCCGCCAGGUUAGAGUGGGUUUUUUCCGCAAACAUCAUGUCAAGACUCAAGCUGGAUUUCCCAUUGAGCCAAGUUUUGUAUUCUUUCUUCUAAGCCACCUGUCCUAACACAAGACUGCAUUGGGUGCUCCUUUCACUCAAAUCGUUAAUGAGAAUUUUUGUCCUUGAUUCGCCCAUCACUAUAAGUAAGAAACAAUAUCCCUCCAUUCUGCAAAAUCAGGUUCAAGGUUAAUACAGCUAGAAAUGUUUUUUUUCACUCCAAAUCCCUUACAUUCAUUCAAAGGGCUUAGUGGUUUGCUCUCAUGUCUGCGUGUUCAGGGGAUGGGAGAAAUUUCUGUUUUCUUCUUUCCUGUAUCAUAUCAGCUCUCUUAGUUUGGGUUUCUGCACCCUGAUCUCUAUCAGAUAUCACUCUUUCCAGGAAUAUAUCAAGUUUUCAGAGCUCCCCACCCUUUCAAGGCACGGAUAUAUUUCUGCCCACCUCCCACCCUCGCCCUCAGCCCCCCUGCUGAGGGGAUCAACGGGACAGACUUCUGAUUUGCUACCUUCUCCUGCCUUCUAUUCAUAUUCUCAUCACUGGAAUCUCUCCCCGCCGCUGGGCUCAAAACCAGCCUAGCCAAGAUUGUUUGGCCUUAAUCGGAUUAGAGGAAGAGAAAACAGCUGCCUUUUGGCUUUUGACGGAGAGGUGCGAAGAAGUUGAAGAUGCCUCCGGUUCUCCCCUCCUCGUCGGGCCACUAGGAUGCCAGCCCGCCUUCCGCUUCUAUGUUUCAAGCCCGCUGCCAGGAGACUCUGUUCGUGACUGACUGGGGGGUGCCGCUGGUGAUCGCCCUACUCCUCCUCGGCCUAAUUUAUCUGUUCAUUUACCUGCCAGCCAGCCUCCAGCAGUCGUCGUCGGUGGAAGAGGCAGUGAGGAAUUUAAGCGACAAGUACACUUACAACGGGGUGGGCUUUGUCAAGCAGUGAGGUCCAGAAGGCACCAAAGUCCACCAGCGGCCAGCCCAUCGCUCCAUUUGAGGCCAAAGAGCGGCAGGCACAAAUUUGAGCUCAGCAGACGAAACUUCCACUCCGGUUUUGGAUAGAAAGAAUCAUAUACAAGAGAGCCGUUCUUCCUUGGAGCAGCUGCAUUUUUGGGUGUCUACGCCAGAGGAGACCGGCAGGUUUCUUCUUCCAAUUGGCUGACCCAGGAGCCAAGUCUCUGAGCCUCGCUGCUCCGUCGUCUUACUUUGCAGGGUAUCGUGGAGGAAAAGCUGAGUCUUGCCAGCAGAAAGCAGGGAGGAGGUGCUAUGUUUGGGCAUUUCGUGGAAGGAAGAACUCACCAAGACAUUUCGUUGUGGGAAGAGGUGCAACCUGGGUGGCUGGCAUCACUGAGAAAGGCUGAAGACCCGUGUGUGGAAACCUCUGGCUCUUGAGAGGCAGGCAACAGCACUUGAAAAGACACUGUUCCUUGACUUUUACUCUUCAUUGAGCCCCCACCUCACUGCUGGCCACCAUCUUUGUAACAAAGCUUUCUGACUAAAAAUGGCAAAAUAUGUUGUGUAUCAUUUGGCCGCAAGAGGGUUUGUCUAAUUAAUGCAUAGCUGUGGCUUAGAUUUACUGGGGGGUUUUGCACAAACUUGUCAGCUGUGCUGUGGUUAUGGCAGUGUUUCCUAAAAGAGCUUUAAAGGUACCCUUUCUUUUUCCUGGGUUAAACUUUCAGGGCACAUACCAUGCUUCUUAGAGCUGAAAGGAUGAUUCUUUUUCAGGAAAGCAAAAGCAAAUCAGCUGCCUUCAGAGGAUCCCACCCUCUGUGUUUCUGCAUGAGUCACCAAUCAGGGAAGAUCCUUCAUUUGGAAGGAGGCAAGCCCAAAGCACUGACUCAUGCAGAGGGGCACCAGGCAGACUCCUCGAAGGGUGGUUAAUUCCACCUAGAUGGAGCUGAUGGAAAGAUAAGAUUGCAUGAUGUGGGACAGAAUUCCCCACCCUCGGUGGAAAUUGAUCGAGCAAUUUAGCCGAGACAGAGCAGCAACUCAUUCAGAGACACUGCUGGCAGCCUCUAGUGCAAAGGGGUCCUUCAGAUUCAUAGGGGGCCCCCUAACUAUUUUAAUUAACUUAUUUCUUGUGACACCAUUUUUUGUGAAUUACUUGAUUAAAGUGCUAGUUCUUUUGCUCCCUUCUAACACUCCUCUGAGUUUGCUAGUAUGCUAAGCCUCCUGUUUCUCUUUAAAAGUGGAACUCUGUCUGUCUGCAGCAGGUGUCAAAAUGAGGCAGUUGACGAUUCAGUGUUUCUUUCUCAAGGAGAUAAUUAGAUUUGAUUAAUAUCUGGCACAUCCAGCAUAGUAGAUGGGUUGCUGCUUGUUACCUGCUUGUUACCAUUUCUUCCUCUUUAACGUGGAUUCGUCUCAAGAUCUAAGAAUCUAGCUUUGCUUGCUUUAUUUUAUAUUACCAUAUUUACUCAGGUCUUAAUGCGCCAUCAAAUCUAAUGCGCACCUCAGUUUUCAGAACCUUGGAACCAAAAAAGUAUUUGCUGGCGAAUGUAAAUGUGCCAUCGAAUCUAAUGCACACCUUACAUUUUCGCAACAUAAUUUGGCCAAAAAGGGUAAGCAUUAAAUUAGAGUAAAUACAAGUAAAUUAAAAGCAAAGUUUUAUUCCUUGGGAUGGAAAGAUAAUCUGCAAAGUAGGCAAAAUGUGUCUGCAAAAGUUACCUUUGUGUGUUGUGGGAAUGCUUGCCUCUCUAGACAAUUGGUCUUACCCUGGUGUCCUAAGUUAACAGUUAGGAUUGAACUAUUGGCCCCCACAAGAGGAGUGAAGGCCUGGCAGGUCCUCUUUCCGGAUUUAUUCCAGAUGAUGCUAGACUGUAACUCACAUAAUCCCUGACCUUUGGCAACUCCGGCUGGGGAUUAUUAUGGUUAUUGUUAUAAUUUACUUUCCCUUCACCCUAAAGUCCCUGGGUGGAUUAUAACAAUUAAAACAUAAUGUUAAAAGCAGUCUUAAACAACUUGGAAUCACAGAAACAAGGUGGGUUCUAAAAAUAUACAUUCCAGAUGUCAAAAGCUCAAAGUAAAGGGAUGUGUUUGGCUAGGAGUUUUGGUCUGGGACUGAUGGGAGUUGUUGUCUAAAACAGCUGGAGGACACCAGUCUAAGGAAGGCUCUGGAAAGCCAGCUUCUAAUAUUUCACAGUGCCCAUAUUUUGAACUAAGUGAGGGCUGAUGGGCCAGCCUCCUUGACUCCCUCCCCCAUGAACUGAGGCAUGGCCAAUUGACUCCUAAAAAACCAUACAUCUCAAGUGUCAAAAGCCAGGUGAAAAGGGGGGAGGUCUUCAGCAUUUCCCAAAAGCUGUAUAAUGAAGGUGCCAGAUGCACCGCUGUGAGGAGGGAGUGCUACAGCUUAGGGGCCACCACAAAGAAGGCCCUCUUCAAGCCCAUUAUCGCCAACUGCACCCUAAGCUUCUGAGGACCAAGAAACUAUCAAGAGGGCCCACCUAAAUUGAGAGGGUCAGUAGAAAAAGAGGCAGACUUUCAGCAGCUAAUUCACACAACUUUAUAUGAAGUAAAUGUUCUGAGGAAUGAGAUAGUAAGUAGCAAACAGACACAGCAGGUGUGGUGGUAUUAUUAUUAAUGCAAUGUUAUUCAUCAGAUAUUUGAAGUGGGUAUUUCACAUUCAGUGACCCGUGACUGAGUACUGAUAUUGGAUCAGAUUCUUAACAGUAUUUGACUCUGACAUGCUGGUACUUCUAGUAUUUGAUAGUAGGCAGUUUAGGAGACAUUCUGCCGUUAACCAAACUCUAGUAAUAAGGGAAGACCACCAAGCAUAUUUGGUUGAAUUUCAUGUAAUAAAAGGCUCAGUUUCAAAUCGCAGCGAAAUUUUGACAUCGGAGUUCGAGAAUCAAAAUUCCAAAUUGCCCUCCCCAUAGUUGGCUGGAUUAAGUUGGUAUGAUUUUUGCUAUAAAAUUUAGUUAGACUGUUGUUGGAAACUGUCAAAUACAUGCCGGUAUCCUUCUUGCCUAUAAGCUGCCCAUUUUGUUGUUAGCUGUCAACUAAUUAUAAGUCCAGCACUGUUAAAAAGUGAUCUGCUGCUUUCCGGGUUGACUCUGUGAUGUAGAUUCUUCCAGCGUCUUAAGGCUGAUGCAGAAUAUCAAAGAUUUGCUAAGUGCUUUGUACAUUCCAGAAAAUAUAUCAAGAGUAUUUGCCACCAAAAUUCACAUACAAGUAAUUUUGAGGCGCAUUUCACCUCCACUUCAAAUUUGAGGUUAAAAUUCCACACUUUAGAAAUCUCAAAUUUCUCACUAGGCAUUUUGGUUUUUGCAUCCGAGGCUCAAAUGUUGAAAUUGUGUGUGUUGUCAGGAUUGUCUCUAUCCACUUGCUUGGCACAUUCAGUAGUGACAGCCCUUGCAUCUCAGGAGCUUUGCCUUCUUUCUUCCUGUUUGCUGUAUUAAAAGUGAUUUCCUUCCAAGUCUCUGCUUGAAAACUCUAGAAGACCAAUAAACCUUGCAAUGUUCAGCCAAGGCUACCUUGUCAGUGUCUGUCUCAGUUAAUUCCUUUAGCUGUGCAUUGAUUAGCGGUAUCCUUUUCCUUUCCUUUCUUACUCUAACACCUGAUAUCUUCAUCUUCUGGAGAGAAAUUUAUAACGGUUCUUUAUGCAGUGCACAUUUUGAUUUCUUUCAAACUUGCAAUUCCCAAAACCAAAACCGAGUUAAGAAGUGGGGAACAAAUGCUAUGGGCAUUAUUUUUUUCCUUUUGAGCCAUGGAAUGCUCACAAACAUUCUGACUUCUGGUGGGUGAAAGUGUCUUCAACAGGAUGCUGGCAAGUAGCAAUAGGUUCUGGUGAAGUGAAAGAUCACUUUGACUAGGGUACUCACAGACAUGGUCUGAAAUUAAGAGGGCGCCAGGCUCAUUUUGCACCUAAAAGUUCUCCAUUUGCAAGCACCUCAAAAAGUCUGGGUGCCAUUUUUUUGCACCUGGCUGACACUCAAGGAUUACUGAAAUGUAUGUGCUUGAAAUAUAUGUUAAGGAUAGACAAUAUGUUAAGGAGUUUAACAAUAAAGAGUAGAGUGUUUUUAAAACUGAAGUACAGUACCAGUACUUUUAUUUUAAAAUUAAACAUUUAUUAACAAUUUUCUGCUAAAAAUGUGAUCUUAACAAGGUGUCACUCAUGUGAAUUACGUGUUAGUUCAUGCUUAUCAGAAUAAUACAUACACCUAAGUGGCGACUAGACAUUCUGUUUUGGCGCCCACAACACAGGUCCCAGAAGCCAUUUGGCUCCUAGCUUUUCUAUCCCAGUUUCUAGCACUUCUCACAGAGGCCCUAAAACUGGGAAGGAGCUGUUUCGGGUUGGUGUUAGGAAGGCAGUACACAAGAAAGAGAACUUUGAAUGCUGGGAAACUGGGACAAGUGAAUUUCACACCGUAAUUUGAACAAACCUGCCAAAAUGCUAGCUGCAAGUAUAUACCUUCUGUUGGGUUUUUUAAAAAAUAACUUUAUUUUAAUCGUUGUUAUCUACUCUUUUAAGAAUAAUGGGGGGCAAGUGUGGGCAGGUGUAUAACUUAAUGCUCAAGGUGGCAUUCAUGGUUCUUCCUCCCCCCCAAUUUUAUCUUCACUACAACCCUGUGAUGUAGGUUAGGCUGAAAGGCAGUCAGUGGCCCCCACAGAUGAGCAGAGAUAGAUAAGUUGUUGUUUUUUAGUGUGGUUUUCUUCUUGUUUAUAAUUCUUCUGCACUGAUCUAUUCCACUGCAAUGCCUAGAAACAUGGAAGAAGUGUGUAGGUUCCCAGAUCUCCCGCUUCGGAAACCGCUGACUUACCAAGCCAAGCAGCUUAUCGCAAGAGAAAUUGAACUGGAGAAGAUGAGGCGGACGGAAGCCCUCCUUCAUGCACGGAACUCUGGCCAGGUAAGUGGCUGGAUGGCGCUUGGGGAGAGCAAGUGGAUCAAAGAAUAAGUGGGUCUGGCUUAGGCCCCUCUACAGAUCUUGUGUAUGCCCCAGAAUCCUUUGCAGCAUGCAACGGUUCAUUGGUAAACAAGCCUUCUGCACCAGAGGUUCCCCAAGGAGAAAAAUCCCUGAAAAUUAGUGGUCCAGAGAAGGGGAUAGGACCCCUUUCCAACCUGAUGACCUCUUUCCCUUGUGGGCAACCGCCUGUGGGUCACAUGCCAGUGGUGGAUGGGGCCCACUGGUGCCAACUAUAGGGGGCUCUGGGGGUCCAGGCACCCACAAAAAAUUGUGGGUGCUCAAGCACCCGGUCUACUGGGCCUCCAGCACGACUUCUGGGGCCUUGCAAAGCACCAGAAAUCGUGUCUGAGCCCUCGCAAAGCCCUGCCUAGCUUUGCAAAUGUGUUAGCAGUCAUUUUUCUCCACCAUGGUGAUAAAGCUUGCUGUUUUCUAAACUCAGCAAAUGUCUGACCUUUUUUUUUUUUAAGUGCUACUCAACUGCAGCUGAAGGGAUUGGCAUCGGUUCAUUGACACCCAAUAACAUUCAUGUUGAGGUUUACAUGAGGACAGUCAUAAUUGUCAAAUUCUUUUAGAAAGCUCUUCUGCCCUCUGGUGGGCCCAAGUGUCUAUUACUGCCACCACACGAGUUAUUGGCACUGAUCCUUUGACAUUACAUGUCUCCGUCCUCUUCCAGGAAAGAUUGGUGAUAUCUGUUGUGGGAUGGGAAGAGAGACACAGCUGUUUUUUUGUAUGUGGCAGACUGAAAUUUAUAACUAUAAUUUCUAGUGGAAAUCUGGAUUAAAGAGGCUCCUGGUGCUACUUUCUGCUUAGUUCAAGUGCAUUCAAAAUUUCUGUUGUUGUUGUUGUUGUUUAGUCAUGUCCGACUCUUCGUGACCCCAUGGACCAGAGCACGCCGGGCACUCCUGUCUUCCACUGCCUCCCGCAGUUUGGUCAAACUCUUGUUGGUAGCUUUGAGAACACUGUCCAACCAUCUCGUCCUCUGUCAUCCCCUUCUCCUUGUGCCCUCAUUCUGUAUACUGUAGUUCUAGUUCAGCAAGAAGUCGGUGACCGCACUGUAGAGCAUUCUAAAACUUUGACACAGGACGAAAAAGAAAUGCAUUAAUCCGUAUGCAGAUCAAAAUGCUUUUCUAUUUAUUUAUUCAAAAGCAUCUAUAAACUGCUCAGAAUUAAAAAUCUCUAUGUGAUAUGCAAAAAAUACAACAUCAAAACAAGAAAAGCAGUAUCAUAAAAAGUGAUACAUAGAAACUUGGGAAGUUUCCUUAUACUGAAUCAAACUGUUGAAAUUCAUAUAACUCAGUAUUCUCCCCACUGACUGGCAGUGGCUUUCCAGGAAUUGAGCAGGGGUCUCUCUGAACCCUACCCAGGGAUGCCGGGGAUUGUAUCUGGGGUCUUCUGCAGGCGAAGCAGAUGCUAUCCCCCUUGUCUGACUCUUCGUGACCCCAUGGACCAGAAAACACCAGGCACUCCUGUCUCCCACUGCCUCCCACAGUUUGGUCAAACUCAUGUUUGUAGCUUCGAGAACACUGUCCAACCAUCUCAUCCUCUGUCGUCCCCUUCUCCUUCUCGUCUUUCCCAACAUCAGGGUCUUUUCCAGGGAGUUUUCUCUUCUCAUGAGGUGGCCAAAGUAUUGGAGCCUCAGCUUCAUGAUCUGUCCUUCCAGUGAGCACUCAGGGCUGAUUUCCUUAAGAAUGGAUAGGUUUGAUCUUCUUGCAGUCCAUGGGACACUCAAGAGUCUCCUCCAGCACCAUAAUUCAAAAGCAUCAAUUAUUUGGCGAUCAGCCUUCUUUAUGGUCCAGCUCUCACUUCCAUACAUCACUACUGGGAAAACCAUAGCUUUAACUAUACAGACCUUUGUCAGCAAGGUGAUGUCUGCUUUUUAAGAUGCUGUCUAUGUUUGUCAUCACUUUUCUCCCAAGAAGCAGGUGUCUUUUAGGCCACCCUAAAGGAAAUCUCUAAUAAGCCACCCUAAACCUGUUGUGUGAAGGCCCUUUUUUUGAAGAUGGUAAGGCCAACGUAAACUAAGAGGAAGGUGGCAACAGGAUGCCCAGUUUCUGUGGCUUUAAGGCCUUUUUGUGUUGCUAAAUAUAUCCUACCCAAGAGAUCACAGCAUGGACAAUGGGUAUCUCAGUUGGUUAGAGUUUGGUGCUGAUAAUGCCAAGGUUGCAGGUUUGAUCCCCAUAUGGGAUAGCUGCAUAUUCCUGUAUUGUUGAGGGCUGGACUCGAUGAUCCUCAGGGUCCCCUUCCAACUCUUCAACACUAUGAUUCUAUGAAGAACAGACUAGUUGUCCGCGUGGAGUUGAAAAAUUAGUUGGCAGCUGGUACCUUAAGCUUAGUCACACCUAAUUUGUUGAAACUUGGACAGAUUUGCUGCCUGAAAACCUAGAAAGCUGCUGCCAGCCUGUGUUGUACUGAGCUAGAUGAUCAGUGGUCUGACUCAGCAAAGAGAACAUUCUUACGUUCCUAAUCGUAGAAUAGUAGAGUUGGAAGGUAGCCCAGGGGUCAUCUAGUCUAACCACUUGCAAUGCAGAGAUCACGGCUCAAGAAUCCCUGGCAGAUGGCUAUCCAACCUCUGUUUAAAAACAUCCAACAGAGGAGAGUCUACUGUCAAAUUAUCAUGAUGAUGGAAGAGAGCAUUGUAAGCUUCUGUCCCCUAGAGGGUGGCAUUUCCUUGUCCAAGACCAGAUCUCUAAAUAUACUGUUAGCCAAUAGUGAUGGAAACUGGAAAUAGCUGCAGGCUUGCAGCAAUCAUGGAAUUGCGGAGACCAAAUGAGCUCAGUCUUUCUUGGCAAACGCCCAAGGGAAGAAGGAGCCAAAGACUUAAUUGAGAAUCUGGGCCAGCUACUUAUUAAAAUACAAGAUGCAAGCUUUUUGAAUCGCACGGGUCUCUUCCUGUGUUUUGGGUGGCGAUAGACUUCUUAUGCCAAGAUGCAGUGCAUGAUGCAGACACACACACACACACACCAGGUGUUUGCUUUUUUGUUCCUAAUAUGCAAUGCUGGUGUACAAACUGGCAGCCACAGUUGUGUUGUGCAGUGUGCCUUCUGCUGAUACAUCCAACAUUGGUCCUAGAAUUAAGCUGUCUGAGAAUCUUUGACAUCUGUUGAGUUUCUAGUCUUCAUGGCUGCAGUGAGUUGCUGGAAAUUGUGUACCAAAUGGUUCCUGAAAUCUCUGAAGAUUCAGUAAGACUAUCAGUGGCUGGGACUCUGUGUAGCUCUUGCGGAAUGACUCCCCUGAUUUGCAAAAUGAGAAAAUUUGUAGAUUUGCAUAAUUUAUACAGGCCGCAGAGCUCAGCUUUCCUUGUUGCUGUUUCGUUUUUUAAAUGCAGAAUACAAACAGCCUUGCUAAUUAAGCAGGCUGUGGGAUUGCAGGUUUAAUUAGGUUUCAUAUGGGCUGGCUGAUAAGGGAAGAAUUUAUAUAGCACAAAAGGAAAUGAAAUAAUAGACGACCCCCCCCCGUAUUUUUUUAUACAAGAAAGGGAAAGAGAGGCUUCCGGGGUGGCGCCAUCGGCAAUGGCGGACUCCCUCUGAUCUGGAGGGACUAGCUCCACGCGAAACGGGUCUUUUCCGCUACGGCGAAGCGGGGACCCUUUCAAAAAUCACAGGCGGAUGAAGCCUGUGACCAUGGGACUCGGCGGGCGCCCUUAGCGCCCCCCCAACCCGCAAAAGAACCCAUUAACGGGCUCCGGAGCGAAGAGGGGGACGUGGCGCGGUGCUGAGAGUCAACUGCUUCUUCCGUGGAGCGAAGCCGCACAGCCGUUGCCGGAGAGCGCUGCCUUUUCCUGGGACAAUUUGGCUUCUAAAAUAAUCACCCGUGAGUACUUAAACUCGGACAAUUGGACUUUAAAUAAGGACUUGUGAGCAGAAAGGAAAAUUGGACUUAAAAGUUUAUUUCAGUUUGGCACUGAAACGGGAAGGUCUAAACAGGAAGUCAGCCUUCCGUUUCUUUGUAGAUAGAUUAAAGCAAAGACAUGGCAAACUAGAGCUCAGAAAAUCGCCUGUAAAAGAUUAACUUUCAUCAUUUAAAAUUGUUGAACCUCCUUCGGAAGCAGGAGAAGAGGGGGGAUUUUUUCGGACUGUUUAAACCUGCAGAAGUGAGGGUAAAGUAAAGUAACUUUCCACCGUCCUGAUCCUGGAGUGGGGUGUCAGGACUGACGUUUUUUGAAGCUCAUUGACCAGAGAUAACGUUUUUGACAGAUAGCUAUAAGAAGAGAAACAUUGAUUCCAUUGUUCCCCUUCACUUUUUAAAGGAACAAAUAUUGACAAAAUAUCUGAAAAAGGAAACUUUGUUGCUAGACUUGUCUUUAAAAGAAAGAAUAAAUAGAAGUUUUUCCCCUAGAGGGAGACUGUGAAACUGUAACCAACUCCGGGGAGCUUGCAGCUGUUACAGAUUACAGUCGUGGGAAUAGACUUCUGACCUUGCAGGACAAUGUAUUCAGAAGCUCUGUUGUGUGCUUUCUGUAAAACAAAUGCCCUACUGGAACAGCUACAUGAGAAGACGGAUUUGAUGACUGAUUCGAUCAGAAAAUUUGAACAGGCAGUGGGAAAUUUUGAACAGGCAGUGGGAAAAUAUAUGGAGCCCACCCAGGAAUUAAAUCAGGAGUGUGCCCUGGCAGAACGGAUGAGGGAAGAGGAUGUUGCUGAAUCUUGGGCGCCAGAGAUGGAGGGAGCUGUGGCCCAACAGGAACAUGAGCUUUUGGAUUUGACAAAUGAACUUGGAAAAAGCCAGAUUUGGAAAGAAAAAGUUUGGUUUGGUUUGGAAAUGGGGGGCUGGAUAGACCCCCCUAUGCAGGGAUGUUUGGACUUUUCAAGUCUGGCAAUGGGCCGUGAGAUGUUUGGGGUUGUGGGAGCUCUUAAUUUUGGAGGGAUUUUGAAACAUGUUCUUAAAUACCACAUGGAGUUUAGUGUGGAUUAUGGAAAAGGGGCUGAUUUGUCGAGAAGGGUCAAAAACAUUGUUAAGCUGGAGUUCCCACGAGUGAAACGAGCAGGAGACAAGGGAAAAUACAGUUAUAAAUAUGAAGAAGAGCUGCGGAAGGGACAUGGAAGAGACUUAAGGGCCUCGGAUACAAGGUUACCAGGUUAAUGCGCUAGAUCGAUGGGAUAAUAAGGACUGACAAAACCCGGGACCAGGAGGAAGGGACGCUGGAUGAAGAUUGGAUUGUUUUUAUUUCUUUUUUUACUACUAGGAUUGUUUUAUAAAAUUGAUGAAUGUUAGAAAAAUGUUGGAAUGAAAUUACUUGGCUUUAGUAAAAAUGUUUAAAGAAUUAUGUAAGAAUAUUAUGGUUAUGAGAAGUUGGUAAAAAUAAGAUUUAAGUUUUACGUUUCAAGGUUUUUUAUAGUACGAUAAGAUUAAAAUAGUUUAAGGUAAUGUAAUGACAGAAUAUUAUGAAAUAUGGAAAGGAUUUGCUACGACAAUUAACAACUAGGAUACAAAAAAAGGGAGGAGGAGGCGGUCAAAGAAAGAAGGUAAUGACAGUUGAGGAUUUGAGAAUGAUGGAUUUGUUUUUAAAUGUUUGUGGUGUAUUUUUGUUUUUUGAAUUUGUAUUGUUUGAUGUGGUUUGUUUGUUUUUUUGCUCUUUCUUUUUCUUUUUCUACUUUGUUCUUUUUUGUAAUUUAAAAAAAAAUUCAAUAAAUAUCAUUAAAAAAAGAGAGAGAGAGAGUAAACAAAUGUGAUUCUUAAGAAAGAAAAAAGCUAUGGAAAAAUUAUUUGACCAUAUUGAAUGGUAUUUUAGAAUUCUAAAACUUUAAAGGGAAAAGAAUAAAAGAGACCAGCUGCUUUUGAACAAUCAAAUCUUGGUUGUUGUUUGGGACAUCAGCCCUGGCCAAGACAGCCAUAUAAUACUGGAGCCGACAGAAGUUGUACUCCAAAGCCUCUGGAGGGCACCAGGCUGGUGAAGACUAGCUUCUUACAAUAAACCAAGAUAUGCACAAACUUCAUGCAUCAAAAUGUAGCUGUUUUUAUCCUCCCUCUCUGCAAGUAGAGUAAACAGGCCAGGAAGCAGCAGUUAACCAUAGCUUUCUGUUACAGCCAAACCAGGAAACUAUGGUGAGCAGAACAGUCCAAAAUAGGGCCUGGUGUUGAUUCUGCAUUUUCCUUUUUUCUUACUUUUCUGGUUUUAGUCAUUUGAAUUUAUUGAUUAUGUAGAUUGUGUGUGAGAGGGAAAGAGAGACAGACAGACAGACAGACAGAGAAUGAAUGAAUGAAUGAAUGAUGGUUAGAGUGUCAUCCUAGAACCCAGGAGACUGGGAUUCAAAUCUUCAUUCCACUGUGAAGCUCGCUGGCUGAUCUGGUGCCAGUCGCCAUCUUUCAGCCUAACCUACUUCACGGAGUUGUAAGGAUGAAACAGAACCAUGUACGCUACCUUGAGCUCCCUCAAGGAAAACGCGGGGUGUGAACGUGAUGAAUACAUAACACGUAAAGCACCUCAACAGAACUGACAAGAGAUACAGAAAGAUUCUCCAAAUAAAUACAAUAAAUUAACUAACUUUUCUCUGCCUGUCUCCAUCUUCCCCGCAGGCGAUGGAGACAACUUUGCUCCCGAAAGAAGGCAACCACAAAGCAAGCCAUGAGCCAGCACUGCCCGAAUCCAGAGUGCGGAACCACAAACAACGUCUCGACCAGAUUGUGAAGAGAGCCACAUUUGAGGAGAAGGUGAGGGCAGCGUCCAAGGACUGCAGGCAGCAGAGGGCCAUAGCACAGGGCAACUUGCAGUGCCAGCACAGCCUGGCAGCUUGUGCCUCAUUCCCUUUGCUGUGUUUCUGUCUCGCAUAGUUGAGAAAGGGCCCUAUCUUCAGGGCAGCAAUUCUGCCGGGUCUUGUCCCAGUGCAUGUGUCAAGCUCUCCUUUCUUCUUUUUGCUGUCUAGUCCUAGAAUUGUCGAGUUGGAAGGGACCACAAGGUCCUUCUAAUCCAACCCCCUGCAGUGCAGGGAUCUUUUGCCCAGUGUGGAGCUCAAACCCAUGGGCAUCAGUGACGAGGUCUAGGCUGCACAGGUGCACUGGUGGAGCCAAUGCAACAGUCCAACUGGUGCCACCCGCACAACUUCCACCUGGCAGCCAUUUUAUUCCCCAUCCUCCCAGUAAAUGGCAGCAGCACCGCUGCUGGGAGGCUGUUAUUACAGCUCCACUGCACUGGGGAGCCAGUCCUGAUUGUCCACUGGUUUGCGGUAAAAGCGGGAUGGUGGCUCCUUGAGGACCGGUGGGUGGCGAUUUUAAAGAUCAGCAAGGCCACUUUUAUGUUAGCAUGAGAGCCAAUGCUGGCUUCUAGGUGCAGCUCAAAAGUACAGGAAUAUGCUGCAUCCCAAACAGCCCUCUCCACAAGGCUGAAGCCAGGUUGCAGACCUUGUGCAUAGCAUUCUUUUUCACUAAGAGAACAGUACCUGGGACAGUUAAGGGAGAGGUGCGAAUAAUAAAACUCAUAGAAUCAUAGAGUUGGAAGAGACCACAAGGGCCAUCGAGUCCAACCCCCUGCCAAGCAGGAAACACCAUCAGAGCACUCCUGACAUAUGGUUGUCAAGCCUCUGCUUAAAGACCUCCAAAGAAGGAGACUCCACCACACUCCUUGGCAGCAAAUUCCACUGUCGAACAGCUCUUACUGUCAGGAAGUUCUUCCUAAUGUUUAGGUGGAAUCUUCUUUCUUGUAGUUUGGAUCCAUUGCUCCGUGUCCGCUUCUCUGGAGCAGCAGAAAACAACCUUUCUCCCUCCUCUAUGUGACAUCCUUUUAUAUAUUUGAACAUGGCUAUCAUAUCACCCCUUAACCUCCUCUUCUCCAGGCUAAACAUGCCCAGCUCCCUUAGCCGUUCCUCCUAAGGCAUCGUUUCCAGGCCUUUGACCAUUUUGGUUGCCCUCCUCUGGACACGUUCCAGUUUGUCAGUGUCCUUCUUGAACUGUGGUGCCCAGAACUGGACACAGUACUCCAGGUGAGAUCUGACCAGAGCAGAAUACAGUGGCACUAUUACUUCCCUUGAUCUAGAUGCUAUACUCCUAUUGAUGCAGCCCAGAAUUGCAUUGGCUUUUUUAUCCACUGGGUUGGUGAACCUAUAGAAAGCUGCCUUACACUGAGUUAGACCCCAUAGUAUUGUGUACAUUGACUGGUAGCGGUUCUUCAGAGUUUCAGGCAGGGAGCUUCUCCCCAACCUGACUUGGAGAUCUUAUGCAUUCAGAGCAGAUGCACUGAGCUAUACAGCCUUUCUUUUGAGGCUGCCUGCUGCCGCGCCUUGGAUAGGAUGGUCCUUCACUUGCAGUUGUGCAAUGCUAUAGUGUGAUGCCUGCAAACUAGAUGUCUCUUUGCUGGGGGCGGGGGCUUGUUUGUUUUUGUUUUGUUUUGUUUUAUAUUUUAUUGUUUUGUUAACCAAGAAAAAAGUGCAACCCUAACAAAAAACCCAAAGAAUCAGAAAUCUAAACUUUAAAGCCUCACAGCCUAGAAGAGCAAAAGUACAAAGAUAUUAAUAAAUACAAAAAUUCCCUUUAUAAAGCUUUAUAAAAAUACAAGUAUUCUCUACUUGUGAGUUCCAUCAUUAUUGAGAAUAAAGUUUCUGUAUUGUCUUAAAUAAGCUAGACAUUGGCAUAUACUGGUGGCGCUGAGUGACCAUGCACUUCAUUAUUUAUAUAAGAAAUAAAAUGAUGCCAUAGAUACUAAAAAAAUUGUCAUUCAAGCUCUCUGCCCUUUAGUAUAUGUGAUACCUUUUCUAUAAGGCAAUUCGCCAAGCCCUUGAAUGCCAGCAAUCCAAAUUAUUAAGGUUAAAAGCCUUCCAGGAUUGGGCAAUACUUUGCUGGUUUUGCAGUGUCCGCUGCAAGACAUUCCUUGGUUUGGAGAGUUGUUCUCCAGGAAACACAAUGGGGUCUGCCUGGUAGCUAUUUGCAUGGGUAAUUAUCAAUGAGUAAAUGUCUCCAGAUGCAUCAGAACACAUUCCAGAAUAAACCCGCAUUCUGUAGCUAUGCUGGAAGUCCUGUGCAAAGCUCCAUGCCCAUGUGACAUUGGGCUUCUCUGAGGAAACCAGGCAGAUGGAUUGCCUUUAACAACUGUGGGUGAUGUGGGGAGUGGAUGGUGCACUCUCAUAAUGGCUUCUGUUCCUUUCCGCAGCCAGAAACAGAUUUCUUCGGCCGUGCGAUUGUCAAGAAAAAUGUGUCUCCGUCGGCAGGUAUGUUCUGGGGUGGGGACGAAAUUUCCAUUAGCAGGGGGAGGGAGACUGGGCUUACUGAAGUGGAUAGAUGGUGCCAGCAGAGAAGAUGGUUUAGCUGCCUUGGUACAUACACACAGGGCCUUCCCUGUGGUGGCCCCUGAGUUGUGGACUCCCUCCCCACAGAGGUCCACCUGGUGCCUUCAUUAUACAGCUUUGGGCAAAUGCUGAGGUUGAACCUCUUUGUCCUGGCUUUGCCUCUGUAGUGUAGUGGUUAAGAGUGAUGAUCUAAGACCUGGGAGAUCAGGGUUCAAAUCCACACUCAGUCUGUUGCAUAAUCAGUUUGCAGCACUAAUGGAACAUUUGUGGCCCUCCACAUGUUAUUGGACUACAACUCCCAUUUUCCUUGACCUUUAGUCAUGCUGGCUGGGACUGAUGGAAGUUGGAGGUUAAGAACAUCUGAAGGACCACAGGCUCCCAUCCCUGAAAAUUCCUUCAUCAAUAUUACAUCUUUCUUUUUCCUCUUUCUCAACAGCCAAUCAGGAACCUGAGAAAAACCGAAUAGAAAAACAAAUUGGGAAGGCUGUUGGGCAGAGCGAUGUUUGGUUCCGGUUCAACGAAGGUGUCUCCAAUGCAGUUCGGAGAAAUAUUUACAUUAAAGAUUUGUUCUAGUGAUUGAAACGUGGGCAGGCAGCACGUGAGUCAGCUAGCAUGUGGGUACCAUGUAAUGAUAUUUUGAACAAAAAUGUUUAUGUGUGCUUUUGUAUUGAAUCCUGUUUUAUAUAUAAAAAGAAAGGAAUAAAUUUGAGACAUGCACAGUA
Molecule: messenger RNA, 40583 nt
Organism: Podarcis lilfordi (Lilford's wall lizard)
Lineage: Eukaryota; Metazoa; Chordata; Lepidosauria; Squamata; Lacertidae
Source: the annotation of a GenBank genome assembly